GUUUUAUCCUCAUAAACCAUACCUCGUAUAGCUUUUAACACUGUCAUAUAGGCUAAUUCAUUACAUUAGAGUUAACUGUCUCCAGGGAUGACUCCACCCACUGACAUGGACUGUAUAAAGUCAAAGCAGAAGCAGAUUUGUGGCUCAACAUGUUCAAGAUGAGAAGACUCAUACAACUCUGUUUGCUGGGAUUAAUUGCUGCUGUAGUUCCACUAAAAGGAGGAUUGGUAGCUAAAAGAGAUACAACUCCGACUGCUACGCAAAAUCAAGGGGUUUCCACAUACAGGUACACAGCAUUCCACAAUAAUUCCACGUUUUCUAAUGGAACAGGUGCUAAUGAUACAGAAACCAACCCAAGCGAGAAACCAAGUGACAGCCCAGUAGAUGAUCCUGACGAGCUGACUGGGAAGAUAUUUCCAAUAGUGAACACUGGGGGGUUUCCACCUCCUCCUGCUUACAAAGAGAAAUCCAAGGUAGCUAAAAGAGAUACAACUCCGACUGCUACGCAAAAUCAAGGGGUUUCCACAUACAGGUACACAGCAUUCCACAAUAAUUCCACGUUUUCUAAUGGAACAGGUGCUAAUGAUACAGAAACCAACCCAAGCGAGAAACCAAGUGACAGCCCAGUAGAUGAUCCUGACGAGCUGACUGGGAAGAUAUUUCCAAUAGUGAACACUGGGGGGUUUCCACCUCCUCCUGCUGACAAAGAGAAAUCCAAGGUAGCUAAAAGAGAUACAACUCCGACUGCUACGCAAAAUCAAGGGGUUUCCACAUACAGGUACACACCAUUCCACAAUAAUUCCACGUUUUCUAAUGGAACAGGUGCUAAUGAUACAGAAACCAACCCAAGCGAGAAACCAAGUGACAGCCCAGUAGAUGAGCCUGAUGAGCUGACUGGGAAGAUAUUUCCAAUAGUGAACACUGGGGGGUUUCCACCUCCUCCUGCUGACAAAGAGAAAUCCAAGGUAGCUAAAAGAGAUACAACUCCGACUGCUACGCAAAAUCAAGGGGUUCGCGCAUACCAAUUCACAGUAUUCCACAAUAAUUCCACGUUUUCUAAUGGAACAGGUGCUAAUGAUACAGAAACCAACCCAAGCGAGAAACCAAGUGACAGCCCAGUAGAUGAGCCUGAUGAGUGGACUGGGAAGAUAUUUCCAAUAAUGAACACUUUUGGGUUUCCACCUCCUCCUGCUGACAAAGAGAAAUCCAAGUUGUCUGAAGGGGGUACAGCCUCGGUUCCAACGAAGAAAGAAGAUAAAAGACCAGAAUGGGUCCCAGAUAUUUGGCAUGGCUUUGACAGUGAAAACCAUGAUUUUGAACCAGACCCAACUAAUAAAAGUGUGAUUGAGGAAGGGGCAAAAAUAAAAGAAAGCAGAGAUGCCAACAUGUCAACCGAGAUGACCUUUUGAUUCUUCUGUUUGUGCUUCUGCCUCAUGUCAAUAAACAUUUCAAGUCUGUUGUGUGA
Cheilinus undulatus (humphead wrasse) is the source of this 1465-nucleotide messenger RNA. Its product is annotated as altered inheritance of mitochondria protein 21-like. Lineage: Eukaryota; Metazoa; Chordata; Actinopteri; Labriformes; Labridae. The record is from RefSeq and is a predicted model, not a curated record. The transcript is spliced from 20 exons. Bases 150 to 1409 code for a protein of 419 amino acids.